GCAAGACCCGACCAGAGAAACCCUAGAACGGAUCAAUUAUCAAUGGACAUCCUGAAACAAGAGUUGCUGAAGAAGCGACAGAGCCUAGCCGAAGAGGUGGGUGGCAAGAAGUUCUUCAAGCGCUCUGAGAUCGAACAGAAACGCCUCCAAAGGCUCCGAGAAGAAGAAAAGCGCGAGGCAGAGGCCAAAGCCCUCCGUCAAAAACAACAAAGCCAUCAAAACGGCUCCACCCCUAAUUCUUCCUCAGAUCCUAACUCCAAACCUGAAAUCCUGAAAUCUAAGCCCGAAUCCUCCAAUUUUUCUUCCAAACCCCUCACCGCCGAACAAAAAAUCGACGAACUCAACCUCCCCAAACAAGAAGUCAUCCGUCGCCUCCGAUUUCUCAAACAACCGGUCACAUUAUUCGGCGAAGACGACGAAGCGAGACUCGAUCGGUUGAAAUAUGUGUUAAAAGCGGGAUUGUUUGAAUUGGAUGAUAGUGAUAUGACUGAAGGGCAGACAAACGAUUUCUUACGGGAUAUAGUAGAAUUGAAGAAGAGGCAGAAGACGGGGAUUUUGAGUGAUAGGAAGAGGAAGACGACGGAAGAUGGAGAGGAUAAGGAUGGAGGGGGAGGGGAUGAGGAUUUGAGUGGGGAUGGGGCAUCGUCAGGGGUGGAUCAUGACAAGGAUUUGAAACGUAUGAAGGCGAAUUUUGAGGAUUUGUGUGAUGAGGAUAAGAUUUUAGUGUUUUUUAAGAAGUUGUUGACUGAGUGGAAUCAAGAGCUGGAUGAGAUGACCGAUGCGGAGAAGAGGACGGCCAAAGGGAAGUCCAUGGUUGCGACGUUUAAACAGUGCGCACGGUACUUGAAUCCGCUUUUCAAGUUCUGCAGGAAGAAGGUUCUUCCAGAUGAUAUUCGGCAAGCAUUACUCUUGGUUGUUGAAUGUUGCAUGAAGCGAGACUAUCUAGCUGCAAUGGAUCACUAUAUCAGAAUGGCCAUUGGAAAUGCACCCUGGCCUAUUGGUGUUACUAUGGUUGGUAUCCAUGAACGUUCUGCUCGUGAAAAGAUCUACACAAACAGUGUGGCCCAUGUUAUGAAUGACGAGACAACUCGCAAAUAUCUGCAAUCGGUCAAAAGAUUGAUGACAUUCUGCCAACGACGCUACCCAACAAUGCCUUCCAAAGCUGUUGAGUUCAACAGUUUGGCAAAUGGUAGCGACUUGCAGUCAUUGUUGGCUGAAGAGAGAUAUUCCGAGGGAAAUCAAUCCUCAGAGGAAGUGCUUCGAUUAAUGCCUGCUCCAAGGGACAUGUAGUUAUCAUAUAUGAACUGAUGUAUCAUGGAGGGUACAUAGUAUAAAAGGUUGUUCCAAGGUGACUGUCAUGUUUAUCUUUCCUGUUAUAAGUUCACUGCGUAACAGUUGCUUGCACCGGAAGGUGCAAAAUGGGAUGUCCAGUGACCAGAAAGUGCAUGUUUUGUGAUACUUGUAGACUCUUAAUAGUAUCUAUCAUUUCAUGCUUUGGCCACGUUUAAUACCGCAACAAGUUGUUUUCAAGACACUAGGGUUCGG
Molecule: messenger RNA, 1545 nt
Organism: Ilex paraguariensis (yerba mate)
Lineage: Eukaryota; Viridiplantae; Streptophyta; Magnoliopsida; Aquifoliales; Aquifoliaceae
Source: the annotation of a GenBank genome assembly